GCAAUGGGCCUGAGUCAGUCGAGGCAUGAGUUUCAGAAGAACGACAGAGGCAAAAGCUGACAGAAAGGAAACUACUCAGGAAGACUCUGCUGAGAUCCUUCAACAUCUUUGAGCAACAGAGCGCUUAUCACUGAAAGAACAAGCAAAAUGUCCUCAGCUAAGGGAAUAUCCAUUGGCAUCGAUCUGGGCACCACCUAUUCUUGUGUUGGGGUUUUCCAGCAUGGCAAAGUGGAGAUCAUUGCCAAUGACCAGGGCAACAGGACCACUCCCAGCUAUGUGGCCUUUACUGACACAGAGAGGCUCAUUGGAGAUGCUGCCAAGAACCAGGUUGCCAUGAACCCUGCCAACACAGUCUUUGAUGCCAAGCGACUCAUCGGUAGGAAGUUUAAUGAACCCGUUGUCCAGGCCGACAUGAAACUCUGGCCUUUCAAGGUGAUCAACGAUAAUGGAAAGCCCAAAGUUCAGGUGGAGUAUAAAGGCGAGACCAAAGCCUUCUACCCAGAGGAAAUCUCGUCCAUGGUCUUGGUUAAAAUGAAGGAGAUAGCUGAGGCCUACCUGGGACAGAGAGUGUCAAAUGCAGUCAUCACAGUGCCAGCGUAUUUCAACGACUCUCAGAGGCAAGCCACUAAAGACGCAGGAGUGAUCUCGGGACUGAAUGUUCUGAGGAUCAUCAACGAGCCCACAGCAGCAGCCAUUGCCUAUGGCCUGGAUAAAGGUAAAAGAGGAGAGCGCAAUGUGCUAAUCUUUGAUCUCGGUGGAGGCACCUUUGACGUGUCCAUCUUGACCAUUGAGGACGGCAUCUUUGAGGUAAAAGCCACUGCAGGAGACACACACCUUGGUGGGGAGGAUUUUGACAACCGCAUGGUAAGCCACUUUGUAGAGGAAUUUAAAAGAAAACACAAGAAGGACAUCAGCCAGAAUAAGAGAGCAGUGAGGAGACUGCGCACAGCUUGUGAGAGAGCAAAGAGGACCCUGUCCUCCAGCACCCAGGCUAGCAUUGAGAUCGACUCUCUGUUUGAAGGCAUCGACUUCUACACCUCCAUCACAAGGGCACGCUUUGAGGAGCUCAACUCAGAGCUCUUCAGGGGAACACUGGAACCCGUUGAGAAAGCCCUGCAAGAUGCCAAGCUGGAUAAGUCCAAGAUCCAUGAAAUUGUCCUGGUUGGUGGCUCCACAAGAAUUCCCAAAAUCCAGAAGCUCUUGCAGGAUUUCUUUAAUGGUAGAGAACUGAACAAGAGUAUCAACCCAGAUGAAGCUGUGGCCUAUGGUGCAGCAGUCCAGGCUGCUAUCCUCAUGGGUGACACUUCGGAGAAUGUCCAAAAUCUGCUGCUGCUGGACGUGGCUCCCCUGUCUUUGGGCAUUGAGACUGCAGGUGGAGUUAUGACGCCUCUAAUCAAACGCAACACCACCAUCCCCACCAAGCAGACUCAGAUCUUUUCCACAUACUCAGAUAACCAGCCAGGCGUGCUGAUUCAGGUGUAUGAGGGCGAGAGAGCCAUGACCAAGGACAACAACCUCCUGGGCAAGUUUGAACUCACAGGUAUCCCACCUGCUCCCCGAGGUGUACCACAGGUGGAGGUAACUUUCGACAUCGACGCCAAUGGCAUUCUGAAUGUGUCUGCUGUCGACAAAAGCACCGGCAAAGAAAACAAAAUCACCAUCACUAAUGACAAGGGCCGCCUUAGCAAAGAGGAGAUCGAGCGGAUGGUACAGGAUGCUGACAAGUAUAAGGCAGAGGAUGACCUUCAGAGGGAGAAAAUUUCAGCAAAGAACUCACUGGAGUCCUAUGCAUACCACAUGAAGAGCAGUGUUGAGGAUGAGAGUAUGAAAGGAAAGAUUAGGGAGGAGGAUAAAAAGAUGGUCAUUGACAAGUGCAACCAGACAAUCUCCUGGCUGGAGAACAACCAGCUGGCAGAGAAAGACGAGUAUGAGCAUCAGCAGAGCGAACUAGAGAAGGUGUGCAAGCCCAUUGUAACAAAGCUGUACCAGGGAGCAGCACCAGGAGGGUGUGGUGGGCAGGCAGGAGGCAGCUCUCAGGGCCCGACUAUUGAGGAAGUGGACUAAAACUAUGGAUGUCAGCAUUUUGUUUAAAGAAAAACUUUGGCCAUAUCACUGUUUUUGGUACCACAAAUGUUUUAAUUUCACUGGUUUUUCUUCUUGACUUAUCAUAAUAAAAAUACUUUAAAAGAUAGGCUAACGAAUGUUUCAAGCUAUAAGAAAAUAGAAAUCAGUGAUUGAUAAGUGGCUUCUUAGGUCAUUGACUGCAGUCAUUUUAUACCCGAGUUGCUCUAAUGGUAAUUUUCAAUGCUGAACUGCCAACCAGGCAAAGCAGGCUCCCCUAUAGAACCCCUGACCCUGAAACCCCCCUUGUGUGAAUGUGCACCACUAUUUAAUAAACAUACAUUGAAAUACUGAAGACCUUAGUGGGCCCUGCCUAUCUUCUCUUUCCCUUUUGCAAUGGUCUUAAACUGACACACACCAAACCUGGGGCUAUGCAGUAUUACAUCACAAGAUGUGGGCCAAAGAGGAGUCAGUAUGGGGCAACAAAUGUUUUUUGCCCCAGUGCCCAUAGUUUGUUAAUCCAGCCAUGCUUUCCCCUGAUCUUCUUUGUAGGAUGAUAAAUUUACCUGGAACACCACAGCCUCAGGUAUUAUCCUAGUGGAAGUGGAGAAUUUGGUUAUUAAUCAGGGUACUUUCAUUCCACUUGGUAAUGCCUUUAAUGUGCCUUUGCAUGACCUGCUUUGUUUGUUGUUAAUCCACAUAGAGUAAUAUAACAGAUGUAUCCUCCACAAUCUGUUGUGUUACUGAAGCUCAACAUCAUUUUAUUCCUUGUUGAACAGAUUGAAAUCUGUUUUUUUCUUUACACAAAGGUUCGCAAGACCUUUUUUCUCACGUACAUAUUUUUAGUGCAAAUAAGGAGAUUUUUUGCACCACAAAGACAUUAUGCUACCCUAAAAAGAUGUAAUAGUUGUAAUUCUUAUGAAUUAUAGCAUUAAUAUUAUACUAAUGGAUUAUUUGUAUUUGGUAAUAUUCAAUCAGGUUUGUAUAUAGCGUACAACGUAUUUGUCUUUUUAUUUACAUGAUUUCUUGUUAUAAAAAUGUAUGAUGAUCAAUGCUGGAGUCAGUCAGUAAUGCAGGACAUCGCUGUGAUAUUUGAAUAGUACAUUAGUCACCAGUGUUUGCUUGAGGUUUUUUGCUCAUUAACCAGCAGGUGGCGCUUAUAAGUCCACCUCUUUAUAAUUG
Molecule: messenger RNA, 3243 nt
Organism: Xiphias gladius (swordfish)
Lineage: Eukaryota; Metazoa; Chordata; Actinopteri; Istiophoriformes; Xiphiidae
Gene: hspa1b
Product: heat shock protein family A (Hsp70) member 1B
Exons: 2
Coding region: 148-2064 (638 amino acids)
Biological process (GO): protein refolding; cellular response to unfolded protein
Cellular component (GO): vesicle; blood microparticle; cytoplasm
Molecular function (GO): ATP-dependent protein folding chaperone; misfolded protein binding; heat shock protein binding
Source: RefSeq, a predicted model, not a curated record